This is a messenger RNA of Peromyscus maniculatus bairdii (prairie deer mouse), 1452 nucleotides long. RefSeq names its product neuralized E3 ubiquitin protein ligase 3 (gene Neurl3). NCBI's taxonomy places the organism in Eukaryota, Metazoa, Chordata, Mammalia, Rodentia, Cricetidae. The record is from RefSeq and is a predicted model, not a curated record.
ACAUGCUGUGGGAAGUUGUAAUUCACAGACAAGGGCUGAUUAGAAGUCAGAGAAAAAACUGUGCUGGAGCCACGGUCCCAGCCCCUGUUUCCUUUUCUCAGGCCGCCUUGCUGCAUCGGGUCUACUGUGAGCCACGAGACAUCGUGGGGAAAGUCCCGGAUAUCGUCAUGCGUGACAGCCUCUAAUUAAUCAUCAACCCUGUAACGUGAUCUCUAGCCUAUAAAAAGGGAACCUUCAGAGUCUCAUAAACCUGACCACUGGCCUUCACAGACAUCUCCAGAACCGAGGACUUGUGUCCCAGGAGGAGCCCAGACUAAUGGGUGCCCGCCUCAGUCCUGAGGCCAACGCUGAGGUGCCCCGCGAGGCUCUUAGUUUCCACGGGGAUGCCACCGGCUCGCAGGUGCAUCUGGAUGACCUGCGGAGCACCGCGCGUAGGCGCUCCACGUUCCACGAUGGCAUCGUGUUCAGCCAGCGGCCCGUGUGGCCCGGUGAGCGUGUAGCGCUGCGCGUGCUGAAACACGAGGACGGCUGGUGCGGUGGCCUCCGCGUGGGCUUCACGCGCCUGGACCCUGCGCACGUGGCCCCGGCCUGCCUGCCCCCCUUCGUGUGCCCCGACCUAGAGGAGCAGAGCCCCACGUGGGCAGCGUUGCUUCCCGAGGGCUUCGUUCGUGCGGGGAAUGUGGUCUGCUUCUGGGUGAACCGCCGAGGCUGGCUCUUCGCCAAGGUCAACGCUGGCCGCCCCCUCUUGCUGCGCAAAGACGUGAUGGCCCAGGGCGCCCCGCUCUGGGCCGUGAUGGAUGUAUACGGGACCACAAAAGCCAUCGAGCUGCUGGAUCCCAAAGCUGACGCCUGGAUCACCAACGGGGAGGCAGUGCCACAGUCUGAAGUCACGUCAGGAGAGGAGUGUGUCAUCUGCUUCCACAACACUGCCAACACCCGCCUCAUGCCCUGCGGCCACUCACACUUCUGCAGCGCCUGUGCCUGGCAUGUCUUCAAAGACACGGCCAAGUGCCCCAUGUGCCGAUGGCAGAUUGAGGAGGUGGCUGUCGCACCUUCAACGAAGACUGGAGAAGGCUCCUGAAGAGACGGGACCUGGCUCUGAGCCAGGCCCCUGCAAAAGGAGAAACCUCUGUCUAGACGUGGGUCAGUGAACAUGGUCACAGGCCACCAAGCCUGAUCUUGGGUCAGCAAGCCUUGUUAAGCCUCGAGGGAGGCUCAGUGACUCUUUCCUCAGCCACAAGUUCGGGAGAGGUUGAUAUGGCAAAGAGAAAUCUCUCUGGCCACUUUGGGAAACCCCCAGUGUAGCAGGGGCAGCCUGAGCCCUCAAGUUACAGCUGAGGACGUGAAAGGGACGGGUCCGUGUCUGGCAGAAGCGUCAGGAGCAGGGACAUAGCACAUGGUGAUUUUCUUGUCGAUUUGUAAGAUAAUCAGAAUAAAGUUUGUUUUUGUAUU